GGCCUGCGCAGGGAGGGAGGGCGGGCGCCGGCUGCCGCCGCCGAAGCUGUGGCGUUCGGUGUUCAUGUGGAUCGCAGGCCGAGCUCGAGCCCGAGGGAGAGAGCGAGCGACAGCCGAGGCCACAACCGCAACUACCACCGUCUCCCCCUCCUCCUCCUCCUCCUCCUCCUCCCUCCUUCACUCCAAUAGCAGCUGGGAAAGCUCGGCGGAUCCCGGAGCCUGGGGCUCGCCGGUGGAUGGGUGGCGCAUCGCGGCCGGAGCACGAGUGGCGAAGCUCACUGACUAGAUAAGACCAUGGCUCGUCUAACAAAACGGAGGCUGUCAGACUCGCAAGUUGUCCAGCGACUCUGGAACGCUAUUGAAGUCGUCAGAAAUCAGAAACAAAUUGCAAAUUUGGACAGGAUAACAAAGUUCAUGUCUCGCCUUCACAGUAUGCAUCCAAAGGACGCCAAUCGGCAGUUGGGACUUGCGGUAAAAGACGGACUGAUUGUUGAAACGUUGACUGUGGGCUGUAAGGGUUCAAAGGCAGGCAUCGAACAGGAAGGAUAUUGGCUACCUGGGGAUGAGAUUGACUGGAAUGCAGAAAACCAUGACUGGUAUUGUAUGGAGUGUCACAUGGCAGGAGAGGUCUUAACUUGUGAUUCCUGCUUCCGAGUGUAUCAUCCAAAAUGUCUACCUGAUGAAUUCCGGCCACAGGAUAGCAGUUCACAUUGGCAGUGCCAAGUGUGCAGGAGCAUGAAAAAGAAGAACACGACCAAGCAGGCUAUGGGCCGAUAUUUGGGUUACAUUGUUUCUCGCAUGAAGGAGAGGGCCUCAGAACUUGGUAAAAAGGGAAAAGAAAGUAAGCAUCCAAUGUUCAGAAGAUUGGUGCAUACACCUAUAGAUGUUGCCACCAUACAGGAGAAAUUAAAUGAAAACAAAUACAAAAGUUUUGAUGAGUUUAAAGCUGAUGCCCAGUUGCUUCUUCACAAUACCAUACUUUUCUAUGGAGCUGAUAGUGACCAGGCAGAAGUAGCCAGGGCUCUGUUCAAAGACACUUGCCAUGAGUUAGCAGAACUGCAACUCUGCAAGAACUGUUUCUACUUAUCAAAUGCACGACCAGAGAACUGGUUCUGUUAUCCUUGUGUUCCCAAUCAUGAGUUGGUGUGGGCACGGAUGAAGGGGUUUGGUUUUUGGCCUGCCAAAGUUAUGCAACGUCAAGACAAUCAGGUAGACGUGCGCUUCUUUGGACAUCAUCAUCAAAGGGCAUGGAUUCCAUCAGAGAAUAUCCAGGAUAUUUGUGUUAAUGUUCAUCAGCUGGCAGUAAAACGAAGUCUUGGUUGGAAGAAAGCCUGCGAUGAGCUUGAAUUGCACCAGCGCUUUGUCCGCGAAGGGAGGUUCUGGAAGAGUAAAGCGGAAGACAAAAUGGAUGAAGAAGCAGAGUCUAGCAUCUCUUCCACGAGUAAUGAACAGCAGAAGAGCACACAAGAACCCAAGAGCAAGAAGUCCAGACGGAGUCAGCAUUCAGACGCCAAAGAUGAAGAGCCAGAACCUGAAAUUGAGGCUGUUAGUUCCAGCCAGGAAAUACCUACAGUGCCACCCCAACCAGAGAAAGUUUCAAUCGCAACGCAAACAAAGAAGACAAGUGCCUCCUCACCAAGAAUGUUGCAUCGGAGCACCCAGACUAAUAAUGACAUCCCCUGUCAAAACAUGUGCCACGAAAAGUACACCAAAAUAUUUAAUGAUUUUAAAGAUCGUAUGAAAGCGGAGCACAAAAGGGAGACCGAGCGAGUUGUGAGAGAAGCACUAGAAAAGCUGCGUGGUGAAAUGGAGGAGGAGAAGCGUCAGGCAGUGAACAAAGCUGUUGUCAACAUGCAGGCCGAAAUGGACAGAAAAUGUAAGCAAGUGAAGGAAAAGUGUAAAGAGGAAUUCAUGGAAGAGAUCAAAAAAUUGGCUACACAGCAUAAGCAGUUCAUCUCCCAGACCAAAAAGAAGCAGUGGUGCUACAACUGUGAGGAAGAAGCCAUGUACCACUGCUGCUGGAACACCUCUUACUGCUCAAUCAAAUGUCAGCAGGAGCAUUGGCAUGCCGAGCACAAACGAACCUGUCGUCGGAAAAGAUGAAAGUUUUCCUUCCUCAAGAGCCAUACUAAGAAACAGUUCCCUUUUCACAGACAGUGCUGGUUUUAUUUCAGAACCAUGUUUCUGUGAAUCUUGCUUUCCAUUUGCACCAGCAUUUUAAUCUACAAGCUUAGUUUCCCCCACCCCACCCACUAUAAUCAGAGAGCCGAACCAAGAUGGCCUGUUUCAAUUGUAACCAGAUACCUUUUUGUGUGUGUUUUUAAAUUCUUUUACAUCAGUGGUCAUGUGAUCAGUACUUCGGGACAGGGUUGACAUAGCAGGUAAUAAACCUGCUUUAAAAAAAAUAACUGUUAAUAUUUCCCAACUCUGCUUUUUUAUAUUUUUCUUACGUAUGCUACUUUUAUUAAUAAAAAAAUGAAUGUUGAUCAUGUAUUAAAGCAGGGAAAUGGGAUUUCUAAUGAGCUGGACCUUAGAGAUGGAAUGAACAUUUAGUUCUGGUUUUGUAAUUUGCACAUUUCUUUUAUUUCCUAACCCAAAAGAGUCCACACGCAUGUAAAAUUGCCAAAUACUACCUUUAUGUACCAGUAGGUAUGAACAGAAAGAUUACAGUAAAUUUUGCUUUCUGCACCAGUGUUCACUGAAUAUCUGUGCGGCCGUCUGUCUUGCAGUUAAAUUGUAUAAAAUAAAAUGAAGCACUUAGUUUUCUCAGCAGCUAUUAGAUUUUUGGAUCGUAUUUAGCUAUUGCUGCCUGUUUGCUUACAGUCCUUGUCACCUUAGACAAUUACGUAACUGCAUGUCAGUCCAUUUAUAAAAGGCAUUGUGAUUGUGGUGGGUCUGUACCUUGCUGAGUGUCUGGUACAAAACAUAUACAAGUAAAUGUUUUGUGGUAUUGCA
Molecule: messenger RNA, 2955 nt
Organism: Amblyraja radiata (thorny skate)
Lineage: Eukaryota; Metazoa; Chordata; Chondrichthyes; Rajiformes; Rajidae
Gene: zmynd11
Product: zinc finger, MYND-type containing 11
Exons: 15
Coding region: 295-2103 (602 amino acids)
Biological process (GO): regulation of signal transduction; regulation of transcription elongation by RNA polymerase II
Cellular component (GO): nucleus
Molecular function (GO): transcription corepressor activity; DNA binding
Source: RefSeq, a predicted model, not a curated record